AUGUCCAAAGCAGGAAUUAUGUGGGAAAAGUCGUCUGGAUUUCUGAUGAGAGCUUGUCACCUACUGGAUCCUGGAACCAGCUCACUCUUCUCAUCUCCAUUGCUUCUGGCAGCUUCCACUAGCAUUCAUAGCACCUUCCCUCUGCUGAUCCUCAUUGCACAGUUUUCAUCAGAUUGGAGAUGGAAACCUGGAAGCAAAGUGAAGUUAAAUGGCUUCCUAGCCCAUGAGUCUGACACUGACUCCGACUGGUAUGAUUCAGUUGGUGCUAUGGUCCAGGUGGAAGGAAACCACAUCCUGGAGGGCGAUGAGCAGCAGGAAGAGAGUGAGUCUGACUCCGACUGGAAGGAGGUUGGGGAGAGGACUGAUGCCAGUCCGGUGUCUCACAGGGUGGUGGAAACACAUGGCCGUGCCAUGAGCAUCCUUCUCAGCUUCUGCACCAGUUUCAUCUGAAACACCUACAUAGUCCUCACUUGGAACAAGAUGAAAAGUGGCCUUGGUGCUAGCUCCUCUUCUGAUUAACCACAUACCAGAAUACAGCAGAACAGAAGGCAAGGUCAAGUGAUAAAGGACCAAAGUCAGGUGCCAGAAGCAGGUGACAUCUAG
This is a messenger RNA of Myotis brandtii (Brandt's bat), 603 nucleotides long. RefSeq names its product small integral membrane protein 2 (gene SMIM2). The record is from RefSeq and is a predicted model, not a curated record. NCBI's taxonomy places the organism in Eukaryota, Metazoa, Chordata, Mammalia, Chiroptera, Vespertilionidae.